AUGCCAAGAGGUGUUAUGAUACAUGCCAUGCAUCAAUUUAAUGAGUUCAAUGACACUUAUAUCGAUAACAAAUACGAUAUAUCUGACGAGCAAUAUUAUUAUGGCUCUAACAAACGCAAAAGGAAAACUGCUGCACCUCAGAAACGUGAACCAACAGAAGAAGACCCAAGAGAAGAUGUCAAAAUGAUAUUAAAAAAUUCACCAUUUGGCCCUAUAAAUUUGGUUACAAAAGAAAAUAAUGUUCUUCCUUCCUCUUUAAAUGGUACAGAACGCUCAAGUGAAAUAUUAAGUGAUGGCAAUAUAACUGCAUCUCCGGAACACGUUAAACUUUAUGCUGCUAUGUUAAAUUAUUUUCUUUUGAAGUAUAAAACGUCGAAUGAUUUAAAAAGUGGAUCGUUUUCUACGUGCCCAUCAUUAGCGGAAGUCAAUCAUGGUUUCGAUAAAACAUCAGGCAGUUCUCUUUCCAACAAUCUGUCAAACUUAUUUUAUUCGACCCACUUGAAUCAUUCUACAAAUCCUGUGACAGUUACUUCAAACAAGCAAACCCCUUCUAAUGGAUCUUAUAAUGAUGAGCUCUACUACUCAAAUUCUAAAGAAAUUGAUAAACUUUACAAGCACAUUUCUACAAAAUAUGAAGCGUACUUAGAUUGGCGGCAGAAUGUUAUAAAUUCUAUUAGCACUUGCAUAACUAAUAUACCUGUUCCAAAAUCUAAUUGUCCAAAUUAUGAAGCCAUGUCUAUUUGUUAUAAGUCGUUAAUAGACAGAGCUUACGCUUUACAACAAUCUGUGGAAUUAUAUUUUGGAAUGAUCCAAAAUUCUCUCUCUUAUAAUUCACUACCACACCAACAUUUAGAUGAUGUCACUAUAAAUUCUCCAGUUCACAAUCCCACUUGGGGUGGACAGACAAAUAAUAUCACUAACUUUCCAGUUCAACCACCGUACACCUCAAGCUCAUAUUCUUCAGUAAAUUUGUCGGCUGUUCUUACCGAUAUUUUUCAGUCUAAUAACACUGCAGUCAGUAAUCAAGAGUUGAUUAAUGAGUACAAACGAGUUUCCGGUGUGGCUUUUGAACAGUCUAACCAGCUUCCUAGUACUUAUGUAUCUGAGAGUCAAGCCCAAACCAGUUUACAGUUACCAGUGGACUUGACAAACUCAGAAAAAAAUAAAACCACCGAUCCCUUUAUUUUAACUUUGCCAUCACAUGUUGAGGCAAAAGCACACAACUCAGAUAAGUCAAAUAAAGAAAACCAUGACUAUUCCGCAAACAAAGAACUCGAUAGGUGUGAUCCAGCACAAAAGUCUGAACACAGUCGAAUUCCAACUCUGAAAGGAGAUGGAGAAUAUGCAUUCUCAAAUGCUACUGAACACAACAUGGUUUCUAACGUCGAUGUUCGAAAUGGUUUUGUUUCUCAAAAUCUAAAGCACGCAGCCAGCAAUAUGCUAUGUAGCUCAAUUAUUAAUUGCUCUCCAAGAUCUAAUAUAAAUAUGAGAAAAAAGGUUUAUUUUAAGUCAAAGCGUGUAAAAAAAUCAUUUACAUCAAAUUCGGUGCAGAACAACAGCAACGUUUGUCCGGAAAACUCCUCUCCUAAGAAAUCCAAUUUCAGAGGGACUAGCGAGGAGGAAAAUAAAGUAGCUCCUAAUUUCAAGCCGAUUGAAAUGAAUAGUCAAAUAUUACUAUCUGAAGCUCAUCCAAAUGUGAAAUUAUCCAAAGAUAUAUUUUAUAGUUUAAUUGUAAAAUCAUCUGGAAGUGCUACGCGAUUAAUCAGAUUACUGAUGAAAAGUUUUUUUACACAAGAUGAAUUGGCUGCUUCAUCAUUAUCUGGUGAAGGUAUUUAUAAACAGCGCCUAGAACCAAGUGUUACGGAAGCAAUUAAAAUAUUUAUACGUCAAAGACAUCCACAAUUAAAAACUGGAUCAAUUAAUUUAUGUAUGACAGAUGUAUGUGUUCAAGCUAGAAGAGUUGCUAAUAAUCAAAGAAGUCGACAACAUCCUUUAAGAAAUUCACCAAUUAUGCAAGAAUCUUUAAAAUCACAUAGAAAUUGUACAAAUGACCAAGAAGAAUGUGAUAAUCUAUUAGGACUUAAAAGUCGAACAAAUAAUUCAAUUCGUUUAAAUUCAACUGGGAAAUUGCAAAAACAUAAUCAUGAUAUUAUAACAACAACUACUACUACUACUUCUAUUGCACCUACAACAAAUUCAAUAACAAAUGAAUAUGAUUCUAAUUAUUGUAUAGAAAUGUCAAAAUCUGAAAUUAAUGAUACACAUUUUUCAGAAUCAGAAAAUGAUGAACCUAUUUUACAAAUAGUUGAUGAACGAAAUGAAACGGCUUCAGAUAAUGUUGGUACACCAGCAUCGUGUUCAGUUAAUUCUUUUAUGUCAGAUCAAAAAUGAAAUUGAAUAUCAAAUUUUUAAAAAAAAGAAAAGAAUGAUAAAAAAACAAAAACAAAAAUUAACUGGUAAACUAUUCAUAAUCUAUUGCAGGCUGUGCAUGUUUCUCACUAUCUCUAUACUUUAUUAAAUCCUCUUCUUAAUUUUGUUAAUUUAUUGCAUACAUAAUUGUGAAUAUACAAUGUGUUUUCUUUUUCUUUUGUUUGUUACCAUUUUCACCAUAAUAGUAACUAAAUGAUGAUCGAUAGUAAUAGAAAUAAAAAAAAUCAAAUUUAUAUUGGAUUCAAAUGAGUUAAUCAUGUCAAAUUGUCUUUUCUCUCCCUCCCUCCUCCAUCUCUUUAAUGAAAACCAAUAAAACUUUGUGUGUGAUAUAAGUCAUUAGGUUCUAUUAGUUUAGUUUACAGUAUAUUUAUAUUGAACUUCUUUGACAUUAUUGCAGCAUGACAUGUUUAGUUCUUUCAUUUUUGUCUUUCUUAUAUUUUUCAGAUCAUCUUCAAUUAAUCUUAUUGACUUUUAUUACCGUUUUUUUCUUGAUUUUAGCACUACUACUAUUGUCUUUUGUAUUUCAGCCAAUUUAUCUA
Messenger RNA from Schistosoma guineensis, 2969 nucleotides. NCBI's taxonomy places the organism in Eukaryota, Metazoa, Platyhelminthes, Trematoda, Strigeidida, Schistosomatidae. The record is from the annotation of a GenBank genome assembly.